Molecule: messenger RNA, 1076 nt
Organism: Caenorhabditis angaria
Lineage: Eukaryota; Metazoa; Nematoda; Chromadorea; Rhabditida; Rhabditidae
Source: the annotation of a GenBank genome assembly
AUGUUGAAAGUGCUCUUCAUUCUUCUAAUAAUCAAUAUUCAAUUUCUAGCAAAUGCUCAUAUUUCUGGCUAUAAUGCAAUUUCUGGCUCUGAAAAUUGUCAAAAAAUAUUCAAUGGUAUUUUGUCACCCAAUAAUUUAAAUUUAACCAAAAAAGUCGAUGAAAUGUACAAUUUUCUCUAUCAAGAAUACGUGGAUCUUCGAAAUUCUGAAUUUUCGGAUCAGGAAAUUUUGAUUUUUAUGAAUUGGUUUUGCCAAGUUUUUGGAUAUUUAACCGAUUUUGAUAGAACUAAAGUUAUUCCGUUGGAUGGAAUUAUUUAUGGGAAUACAACUUGGAUGUAUCAAUAUUCGGUUUGUUUUAUUUUCUUUUUUUGUAAGCCAAAAAAUAAGCAGUCCCAAAAAAAUAAGCAGUCCCAAAAAAUAAGCAGUCCCAAAAAUAAGCAGUCCCAAAAAAUAAGCAGUCCCAAAAAAUAAGCAGUCCCAAAAAAUAAGCAGUCCCAAAAAUAAGCAGUCCCAAAAAAUAAGCAGUCCCAAAAAUAAGCAGUCCCAAAAAUAAGCAGUCCCAAAAAUAAGCAGUCCCAAAAAAUAAGCAGUCCCAAAAAAAUAAGCAGUCCCAAAAAAUAAGCAGUCCCAAAAAUAAGCAGACACAAAAAUAAGCAGUCCCAAAAAUAAGCAGUCCCAAAUUUCUCUGUUUCUCUGCGUCUCUUGUUAAUUAGCAUGCAGAGAGAUACAUAAGCAGUCCCAAAAAAUAAGAUUAAAAAUAAAAAAUUUUCCAGCCAGCAUUCAUAAAAUCCGUGGAACUUCACAAAAAAUAUUUGAAAGAAUAUCAAAAGCGAAAAUUUCAUCGAAAACAUGAGUUGGAACUUGCAUACGUGGAAAAAAUGGAAAAUAAGAUUUUUGACAAAAGAAUUUUACCGCGAACCCUGAUGAUUUAUAAUAUUCUACUCCUUUUUCGAGUUCUGAAAUAUUUUCUUGAUUAUUUUUAUGAGCCAACAAUUCGCCUAACAAAUUUCGAUUUUUUGAUGACUUUCGGGAUUUUUAUCAAUAUUAGUAUUCUGAAUUAUAUGCUUUAUUAUUAG